AUGCCGCCCAGUAAAAGCCUUUUCGCGCCCUUCAUCUCCGUGGACCCGGAGAGAGGAGUCGGUCCCGCGGAGCUCCAGGUUCUGCUGCAGCGGAGCCGUGCGCAGGAGCGACCGGGGGCAGAGCGCACCAGACGCGGCUGCGACCACCGAGACGCUCCGUGCGCCAUCGUGGAGCUCCGGCUGGGCCCCGCGCUGCACUACCUGCAGCCGGACAAGUGCGCUCUGGAGCGGGCGCAGAGACGGAGACGCCUGGCCGCCAACGCCCGGGAGAGGAGGAGGAUGCUGGGGCUCAACGUCGCCUUCGACCGGCUGCGGAGCGUCAUUCCAAACCUGGAGAGCGAAAGGAAGCUCUCCAAAUCGGAGACGCUGCAAAUGGCGCAGAUUUACAUCGCGACCCUCAGCGAGCUGCUCGAGGAGGGAGACUCGGAACCGGGGGCCACACUGGGGGCCGCGGAGCCGGGCAGGGACAGCGGGAAGAGCGGCGGAGGCCCCGCGCGCACAGAAGAGAAGCAGAGGAGUUAUAACGAGGACAUGUGGGAGAGGACGAGCGGGACGAAGUGA
This is a messenger RNA of Cottoperca gobio, 561 nucleotides long. RefSeq names its product musculin-like. Gene Ontology annotation, cellular component: nucleus. Gene Ontology annotation, molecular function: E-box binding; protein dimerization activity; DNA-binding transcription factor activity, RNA polymerase II-specific. The record is from RefSeq and is a predicted model, not a curated record. Bases 1 to 561 code for a protein of 186 amino acids. The transcript has a single exon. NCBI's taxonomy places the organism in Eukaryota, Metazoa, Chordata, Actinopteri, Perciformes, Bovichtidae. Gene Ontology annotation, biological process: positive regulation of transcription by RNA polymerase II; sensory organ development; axon development.